CAUCUGGACGUUUCGUCAUCAUCAGGUGACUUCUUCAGUCUCAGCUGACUGCAGGUUUCCAACCUUAUAAACAGGACAUUUACACAAUGACUGAAACUAGCAGCACUGAGUGAACACCGGGCUGGGAGCUGGGUGGAGACUUCUGAGGAGACCAGUAUGUCUUACUCACACUUCCCUGUGAGCACAGACAGGUCCAGAGGACGAGAGACAAACACUGACAGAACUCAAAGCAGCCGCUCAUUCAGGAACAAAAGAAUGCUUUACACUGAGUUACUGCAACUGUGGCAAAAUUCGGUAGAGGCUGUGGAUGCUAAGGACUGGCCAACAGCUCUGGCCAAACUCAAUGAGAUCAGUGAGCCCACUUCUCGCACGCUGUUUAAUACUGCCUCAUGUUACCUGGCCCUGGGGCAGCUGGAUUUGGCCUUGAAGGCUUUAGACUUAACCAUUGCUAAGGAUGAACGCCUUGCUGUCGCCUUCUUCCAGCGAGGAGCAGUGAUGAUGGAGAUGGGCAGGUUGGAAGAGGCUCUAUCUGACUAUAUCUGGGCACAGAAACAUAUGAGAGAGAACGUAGUGAUUGACUACAAACAGCUGGGACUGAGAUUUAAACUGUACAGCUGGCAGGUGUUAUACAAUGCAGCAGCUGUGUAUUGUCAGAUGGGCCAGUGGGAGCAGGCCAGAGACGUCCUGCUGUCAGCCUCCCAGGAGAAAGGACCAGGACGAGGGGGGAGCAUGGAGGCAGCUUUGGAGAGCAUCAGGAGUAAGCAGGCCCUGGAUCCUCUCCUGGUACCUGAGGGUGUGGUGUUUCGUCCCAGGAAACAGGAUGUGGAGCAGCUGCAGCAAAGAGACUUCCUGGGAAAAGCAACGGUGAUUUCCUCUAUGAUACCCAAUGAUGAUUUUGGAGGCUUUGAGCCUUUGAGGCAGCAGAAACCCGGCUUCUACGAGCCUAAUGUGGAUGGAGCUCAGGAUUCUCGAUACAUGCAGGUGCGUGUCCCUUACAUGGCCCGAGGACCAGGACAGCUGACGGUGCCCGGAGGUGCUAUGGUGUUUUUAUUUGGAGAGGAGAACAGAGAUGGGAUGGCAACUGUCAUAUAUGAUGGACAGAGAGGACUUCUGCCAGCAUCCCUUCUUGAACCAGCAGAUGUCAAGACGUCCAAAGGCAAAAAGGACACUAGAAUUCCCAGUGGGAUUCCCCUCCCACCAGGACUCAAGCCACCCACUCGCCCACAGUCUCAGCAUAGUCCUGCAGCUCCUCCUCAGGGACGUCUUACCUCAGACACACCUCCUCCAUCUUACAUUACUGCCACCCACUCUGAGACUCCCAAAUACACAGCCAAAGCACGAGACCAGCAUGCCAGCUCAGCUCAGAGAGCAGAGGCAGACUCUGUGGUGGUGAAGGUUCACUACAUUUACACUGUGGCUCUGUCUGUCCCUCUGGACACGACAUACAGUGAACUUAAGGAGCGAGUCGCAGAGAAAUUGGACCAGCCGGCAUCUCAUCUGCGCCUCAGACGUAAGCACCAUGGCUCCUGCGUGCUGACACCUCUGGAUGGGGAAAUCGAGUCAGCUCACACUGUGCAACAGUUGGCUGAGGCCGGCAGAGCUACCCUGUGGUGCCAGAAAGAAGAUCCCCUGGCCAACCGUACGAUCCUCUACCAGAUGGUGGCCCUUUAUGAUUAUGAUACUCAGGGGCCAGAAGACCUGGAGUUCAGUGAAGGUGACACUAUUGACAUCCUCGGUGAAGUUAAUCAGGAGUGGCUGGAGGGACACUGUGCAGGAAGUAUUGGGAUUUUCCCCAGCUGCUUCGCCUACAGGGAGAAUAACAAUAUCACUCCGAGCUCAGAGAUUUUGUAAUCAAAAGUUCAU
Messenger RNA from Pelmatolapia mariae (spotted tilapia), 1863 nucleotides. RefSeq names its product neutrophil cytosol factor 2-like. Gene Ontology annotation, molecular function: protein binding; superoxide-generating NADPH oxidase activator activity. The transcript has 17 exons. The record is from RefSeq and is a predicted model, not a curated record. Gene Ontology annotation, biological process: superoxide anion generation. Lineage: Eukaryota; Metazoa; Chordata; Actinopteri; Cichliformes; Cichlidae. Bases 157 to 1851 code for a protein of 564 amino acids.